This is a messenger RNA of Cavia porcellus (domestic guinea pig), 2180 nucleotides long. RefSeq names its product receptor accessory protein 2 (gene Reep2). The record is from RefSeq and is a predicted model, not a curated record. Gene Ontology annotation, cellular component: endoplasmic reticulum membrane; cytoplasmic microtubule. Lineage: Eukaryota; Metazoa; Chordata; Mammalia; Rodentia; Caviidae. Bases 225 to 989 code for a protein of 254 amino acids. Gene Ontology annotation, molecular function: microtubule binding; taste receptor binding. The transcript is spliced from 8 exons.
AAGGCGCAGGCGCAUGCCCAGCCGCAGCAGGUGCUGGUGGGGCGGGCGAGGCCCUGCGGCCUCCCCUUUAAGAACCGCCGCCGCCCACGGCCCGCCGCUGCGGUAGGGACCUCCCCUUUAACGCGGCAGCUCGGUGCUCGGUGCUCGCUGCCCCCGCGGCGGCCGCUGCCGCUACCGCAACCUCUCAGCCUCGGGCAGCCGCAUCCUUGCCGCGCCGGCCCGCCAUGGUGUCGUGGAUCAUCUCUCGCCUGGUGGUGCUCAUCUUCGGCACCCUGUACCCAGCCUAUUCUUCCUACAAGGCCGUGAAGACCAAAAACGUGAAAGAAUAUGUGAAAUGGAUGAUGUACUGGAUCGUCUUUGCCUUCUUCACCACGGCUGAGACCCUCACAGACAUUGUGCUCUCCUGGUUCCCCUUCUACUUUGAGCUCAAGAUCGCCUUUGUGAUUUGGCUGCUGUCCCCUUACACCAAGGGCUCCAGCGUGCUCUACCGAAAGUUCGUGCACCCAACACUGUCCAACAAGGAGAAGGAGAUCGACGAAUACAUCACACAGGCCCGGGACAAGAGCUAUGAGACCAUGAUGAGGGUAGGCAAGAGGGGCCUAAACCUGGCCGCCAAUGCUGCUGUCACAGCUGCUGCCAAGGGCCAGGGGGUGCUGUCAGAGAAGCUCCGGAGCUUCAGCAUGCAGGACCUGACGCUGAUCCGAGAUGAGGAUGCACUGCCCCUGCAGGGGCCAGAGGGCCGCCUCCGCCCCAGCCCUGCUGGCCUCCUGGACACCAUUGAGGACUUAGGUGAUGACCCUACCCUGAGUUUAAGGUCUACCACAAUCCAAGCAGAUCCCCGAACAGAGGCCUCAGAGGAUGACAUGGGAGACAAGGCCCCCAAGAGGGUCAAAUCCAUCAAAAAAGUGCCCAAAGCUGAGCCACUGGCUUCUAAGACAUUGAAGACCCGGCCUAAGAAGAAGAGCUCUGGUGGGGGUGACUCAGCGUGAUGUCCUCAGCCCAGGCCACAGUGUGCAGAGUGAGGAGGAAGCCCCAGAGUGCAGCCCCAGCCCCUGCUCCACACUGUGCACCAGCCCAGGUGUCUCAACACUGGGCCCCCCUCAGGCAGCCAUUUCUGGGGCCCACCCAGUAGCCACUUUGCUGGAGGGGGCCUGGAAAAGAGGGAGGCCCAGCUGUGGAGGUUGAUGGCAGAGGCUGGCCCAGGCUCUGUGGACUGAGCCCCCAAGGAGAUGGGGUCUCCCCAGGCUGGCCACUCCUCUCCCUGCUCCAGCCCUGCGCCGCCCACCCAGUGCCUUGCUGAAGACUGUGGCCAGCCCUUCUCUGAGCCCUGAUAUGCCCACUGCUUUCCCCAGGUUGAGAAGGGGUACAGUUGCAGAACAGAUGGGCAAGGAGGGACCUGCAGACACUAGGAGAAAGGGAGCAAAUGGGCACAGGCUUUGGGGAUCUGGACAGCUGCCAGUGCAGGACAUGGGGUUCAUGUGGGAUUAAAUGGGCAGGAUGGCCCACCCAGAGCUUCAGCUGGGGGCCUGUGUGCUUCCUGUCCCUACUAGAGAGAUGGGGCUCCAGGGGUGUGUGUGUGUGUGUGUGUGUGUGUGUGUGUGUGUGUGUGAGAGAGAGAGAGAGAGAGAGAGAGAGAGAGAGAGAGAGAGAGAGAAUGUGUGCAUCUUACCAGGGCUGGGGCAGAGGGAGUUUGGGUGAAGGACUCUCCCUCAGGGGUCACCUUGUCCCACUCUUUCCUGACCUUUUUCCUGACCCUUUCUGCUAGUCUCUGAGCCUCAAAGGACCCCAACCCAUCACAGCAUGGGGCUCCAAGGCACCUCUUACCUACCGCUGUGUCCUUGAUCACUGUCCCCUCACUUGUUCCCAGCCUUGCUGGCCCUGGACUGGACUCAUCCACUCCUGGGGCCCACCAUAGAAGGCCUGCUGAGCUGGCUUCUUUCUUCCCAGGGGGACCCAUCCUUCCUUGCCCAGGGUCCCCUGCCUGUGCCAAGCAAACCCCUGUGAGUCCAGCUCAGCCCCACACCCUGCCCUGCUUCUGCCAUGGCUUCAGUCAGGGCCAGGAGGAACUUGUGAAGGAAAGAGAGAGAGGCAGCAGCCAGGGGGCUCCCAGUUCCUUGGAAGAGGCUGCCCAUUGGACCUUUGUCACUGGAUGAGCCAAUAAACCAAACUCUGGCACCUCA